CGCAGGGGCCGCCCCGCCGGGCUCCGAGGCGCGCAGCGCCCAUGUUCCCACUUCCCUGGCAGCCGCUGUCCGCGGCGCCGCCCGCUCCCCGCCCAUCCCGGCCCGCCGCGCUCGCAGAGGCCGCCAUGGGCACCGCGGGCUGGCUCGCGCUGGGCGGCCUCCUCGCUCUGGCAGGGCGGCUGGAAGGCCGGCUGGUGGGCGAGGGGGAAGCCGCCUUCGGCGAGUGCGACAAGUUCUUCUAUGCCGAGACCCCGCCCGCGGGGCUGAUGGCUGAUUCCCACGUGAAGAUCUGUCAGCGCUCCGAGGGCGCCGAGCGCUUCGCCACCCUGUACAGCACCCGGGACCGCAUCCCCGUGUACUCCGCGUUCCGCGCGGCGCGCCCGGCGCCCGGCGCCGCCGAGCAGCGCUGGCUGGUGGAGCCGCAGAUUGAUGACCCCAAAAGCACCCUAGAGGAGGGGGUUGAUGAGGCUGAGGCUAUCACCUCUGUGAAUAAUCUGGGAAGCAAGCAAGCCUUGAACACAGAUUACCUUGAUUCUGAUUACCAAAGAGGACAGCUGUACCCGUUCCCCCUUAGUGGUGAUUUCAAGAUGGCUACAUUCGCUCUCACAAAUUCAGCUCCAAUGACUCAGUCUUUUCGGGAACGGUGGUACAUGAAUCUCAACAGCCUAAUGGACCAGGCCUUGACACCACAGUGUGGCAAUGGAGAAGACCUAUAUAUCAUCACAGGCACGGUACCCUCGGACCACAAAGUCAAAGACAGAGUGAUGGUCCCUGAGUUUGUUUGGUUGGCGGCCUGCUGUGCUGUCCCUGGAGGAGGCUGGGCCAUGGGCUUCGUCAAGCACACCCGGGACAGUGACGUGAUAGAGGACGUGAUGGUAAAAGAUCUUGAGAAGCUGCUUCCAUUUAACCCUCAGCUGUUCCAUAACAACUGUGGUGAAACUGAGCAAGACACAGAGAAAAUGAAAAAAAUCCUGGAAAUGGUUAACCAAGUCCAGGAUGCAGAGCGAGCAGUGCAGUCUCAAGAGCGCUCUGUUCUCCUCUCCAGCACCAGGAACAAGAGGUCUGCUCUGUCGCCUCCAGAGGCAUCUGAGAGAAGUAGCAGCUUUUUGGGAGGACUCACGGGCUUCAUUGCUACCCCUUUCAUCAAGCUUUUCCAGUUGAUUUACUGCCUUCUGGUAGCAAUCCUGAAGAGCAUUGUCUAUUUCCUGUGGUUUGUUACCAAGCAGGUGAUUAAUGGCCUAGAAAAUUGCCUUUACCACCUGGGAUCAGCCACCAUCUCAUACUUUGUGGCCAUUGGCGAAGAGUUGGCGAGCAUACCAUGGAAGGUGCUCAAGGUCAUGGCCAAGGUUAUCAGAGCUGUGCUCCGGAUCCUUUGUUGUCUACUGAAGGCUGUUUGCCACGUUCUAAGCAUCCCUGUUCGAGUCCUUGUGGAGGUGGCCACUUUCCCUGUGUAUACCAUGGGCGCUAUUCCCAUUGUGUGCAAGGACAUUGCAGUGGGGCUUGGUGGUGUUGUCUCUCUGCUGGUUGACACUGCUUUUGGCACCAUGGGUGGCUUACUUCAGUUUGUUUUUAGUGCCUGCAAGAGGUUUGGCUCCAAGGUUACUUUCGACAAUUCUGGGGAAUUAUAGAACUCAAAAAUCUAAUCGUGUGUACGCACAGUGAAUUUGAAAGCUACAGUAUUUUGUCUUUAGAAUGGGUUUCUGUUCCCUGUUGGUUUCAUUAUAUUUGAGGUUUUGGUGGGGGUAUCUGCUUGUGUUUUGCAAUUUAGACUUGACACAAGAGAAAUGCUCAGGGUGAGAUGAAAUGUCCUGACCUGCUGUGUUCCUGCAGUUACAUGUGCACGCUCACAAGCCACUGAGAACUGCAGUUCCUCAGCCUGGCACAGAUGACCACCUGAAAUGCUCUGGUGUUCAUUUGUGAUAAUUAAAAAUUACAGAAGAGGGAAUAAUUAGGAAGAAGACAACUUUUAACGCAAGGGUUUCUGAGAAAAGGAGAAUGGAAUCUUAUUCCUCCUAUUACUCUUGGAGACUUCAGGCAAAACAGAUAAAAAAAAAAAAAAAAAAUCUACAGUUUCUUGGCAUUUGCUUCUCUUUCUCCCUGACUUGGAAUGAUCUUGAUGAAGUGCAGAUGAUGCUCCUCUCCUGAAAUAACUUCCAUAAGGAUAUAGAAUUUGCUGCAUCUCAUAGCUUUCCAUGGUUCCCAAGGACAUACAAGGUUUUAAUUUUUUCCCCAAGGACUUUUAAAGUUUAAGUUGAAUUUUGCUGCAUUUUUCUUGUGGAUAAUAAUAAGCAUUUUUAAAAAGCAUUUUUUGUUAAUGAUAAGCACUUGAUGCCAAAUGUGGCAUAAUGAAGUUUAUAAGGGCAAAGAUUUUUUUGCCCCUUGAAUGGUAUAAUACAGUCCUUGCAGGUAUAAAUAAGAGAACAAAGGGGGCCAGCCCUGCUCUUAAUAGGUACCAUGGAUCCAAAAACAUCUUUAGACUUAGAUUAACUUGAUAUAUAUUAAAUCUCUGACAGAUAAGAAACAUAAUAGAUCUUUCUAAUUCAUCAAGUAAGUGUCUAAUACAGUAAACCACUCUGACUUAUGUCCCAAAAUAAUUGUUUUGGUAUAACUAUAUAGAAAAGAGCCACAAAAUUAAAAUUAAAAUUAUUCUGUAUAUCUCUGAAAAUAUAUACAUAAAUAUUUAAGUAUCACUAUCUCUUAGGAAACUAUUUUUAAAACAUGUUUGAGACUGUAAAAGGUAAUCCCCCCCUCCAUGUAAGUUAAGUUUGAGAGAUCAUUCAUAAUUGUUUGAUCAAGCGCCUGUCAUUUUAAAUCUUGUACUAAAAAUGGUAACAAGAAGGACCAAACUUUGCUGUGCUUUCCACUGCUAGAGCGGAGUUAUCUGGAUUUUUUUGAGUGUUUUAAAGAGUUUCUGCAUGGUAGGAAAUGGCCAAAUGUGAAAUAUUGAGGUUGGAGCUACAGCCCAUGAUCCAUUGAAAAGUUAGAUGCAAAAAUCUGGAGUCUAGAAAGGUAACAAACAGAAUCCCAUGUCGACCAUUUAUAUGGGGCUAGUGGAUAAGGAACAUGAGCAUAAUGAGGGUUACAUUUUGCAAAAAUAUAGUUGAAUUGCACCCAGAGGAGACUAAUAGGCAAGCUGCCAUCCUGAUCAAUUUGUGAUUCAAGGUUGGAGAGUGUGAGCAGCAGACCAGCCCCUGCAGUGAGAUACACACUCAAUCCAUCUCUGACUCUCACAGCAGCGUUUUAGCAACACUUCUCUUGGUGAGCAUAAAAGUCUGUCAUUGGACAUCUCUUUAUUUCAGCAGUGUGAAGGUGAAUGGAAGGCAGAGAGUUUGCCUUGGUACUGAUGGGUCAAACAUCCAGCUGGAUAAAGGAUCUUAGAAAUGACCACUGGGAUAGUCUGACCAAUCUCAUCUGAUAAGCAAGCUGAGGCCCAGGGCAGCAGUAGGCUGGCCCUCAGUCUCAUGGCUGGCUGAGGGCAGAUCAGGAGCCGAGGUGAUCUGCAUGUGCCCCAUCACACUUGGGGUGUCAAAUACCGGGAGCGUGUGCUAUUAUUUAGCUCCUCCCUGAACCAUGGCAGGAUAUUCUUGUCUAUCAAAUAGAUUCCAGGCCUGACCAACCUAUUGAAUCUGGCGUGUGUGAUAAAAUAAUUAGCCAUCCACAUAUGUCCUUGUUAAUACACCCCAUGGAACCCUUAUUUCCUUAUAGCACAUAUUCACAUACUGAAAGGCCCAAAGCAGGCACUCACGGCAGCGUGAGCGCCAUAGCACCGUGCAGGGAGCAUAGCAUGCAAACUUCUUCUUGAGAAUCGUUAGGAAAUACCUUCUUUCUCACUGCCAGUUCUUGAGUGUCUGUUUGUUCUUGUGUGGCCUCUUGAAAUCUGGGAAGGGACAAUAAAGUAAAAAGUUUCCUAAAGUUAGGUGCCUGAGACCCUGUGCCCUGGACUACUAGUGUUAGCUGUGACUCUGGUUCGCUGGAACUGCCCGCAUAGGGCCUGAAGCCCCCCAGUUGGCUGGACUGCUGGCCUGUUCCCAGUAAUCUGCUUUGGGCUUUGGGGUAAAAGUUGGUUUGAUGAAUCCCAACUCAGGAUUAAAGACUUUUGAUCUAUAUAUGGAACUUAUCUUGGCUCUGUUAUGUUCUCAGGCCCCUGGGGAGAUCAGCCAGCUCUCCAGCAUUAAGGAGCUGAUUUUUUGGUUGGGGAUCAGCUAUAUCUUUGGAUGUUCCUCUUUUCCAUUGUGCUUUUGAGCUCACUCAGCAUCAGCCUUUCACCUAAACGCACACUAGGGUGUUGGGAGAUGGAGCCAAAAUGAAGCAUUCUUCAUCCAUUCAAGCCUGUGUUCAUCUCUCCCACGUGUAUUUGCACAUCAAGGUUGCGGAGACAAACAAUGCGUGGCUCUCAUCUUUGAGGAGUUCAAAAUCCGGUAGUGAGAAUACCUGGUAUGGUGGAUACUUGUAACACAUCAUGGUAACUGCAGCAGGCAGGUACCAGCACCACGCUCCUGGAGCCCAGGAGGAAGACCCACAGAACCACGAACCUGAGGGAAGCCUUUAUGGAGGGUGUGACAAAAGUCAAUUUGACAUUUUCAAGCCAUGUACAAUGCCAUGCACCUUGCAGAUGCUAAAUAAAGUAAUUAUUGAC
Molecule: messenger RNA, 4636 nt
Organism: Nycticebus coucang (slow loris)
Lineage: Eukaryota; Metazoa; Chordata; Mammalia; Primates; Lorisidae
Gene: ENDOD1
Product: endonuclease domain containing 1
Exons: 2
Coding region: 42-1628 (528 amino acids)
Molecular function (GO): hydrolase activity; metal ion binding; nucleic acid binding
Source: RefSeq, a predicted model, not a curated record